Molecule: messenger RNA, 3028 nt
Organism: Schizosaccharomyces octosporus yFS286
Lineage: Eukaryota; Fungi; Ascomycota; Schizosaccharomycetes; Schizosaccharomycetales; Schizosaccharomycetaceae
Product: CorA family magnesium ion transporter
Exons: 1
Coding region: 663-2657 (664 amino acids)
Biological process (GO): intracellular magnesium ion homeostasis; magnesium ion transmembrane transport
Cellular component (GO): plasma membrane
Molecular function (GO): magnesium ion transmembrane transporter activity
Source: RefSeq, a predicted model, not a curated record
UAGAAGUCGUGACAAAGAAAAGGCGAUAGCAGUCGCGGCAAAGAAGAAUAACAUCAUUCAUAAAAAUUUUUAAUCCAUGUCUUUUCUUUGUUUAAAAAUAGGAAUCAUGUAAACGACAUGAAAGGCGUUUAUGUGAUGCUAAAUUAUUCCUUUGUUUACAUGAUUCAAGGUUGAGAACUAUUUAAAUAAUUCAUUACUAUACAGUGUUUUUUCUAUUCAACAAGUAACUGUAAAAGCUUUCGAAAAAGGCCUGAAAACAAAAAUAACUAUAGAAAAAAGUUUCAGUCAGUCGUUGUUUUAACGAAAUGUAGAAGCUUUCUUUACAUCGAUUCGAAAGAUUCAUUUCUUCAUUCAGGUAAGUGUCAAACGAGUAGGAAUUUUUGGUUGUGCGUAUAAAAGGAACGUUGCUAUAAUUUUAAAAUAAUAAAGAAUUCCUAAAUAGAUUGACAAUGAAUUAUACAUUCCAAAGUUUUGAAAUGGACCAUUUUAUUGUUACUUCCUGCUCAUAGUAGCGUAGACCACCAUCGUCAAUUCUGCUCGAAACUAACCACAGGGUAAAAACUUUGACUUUUCUGUUGGUACUGAUAUAAUUUGUUUUUAAAGUGAAAGGUUUUCUUUAAAAAAAAAGAAAAUUCUAAUGUAUACCUGAGUAUAAAGAGUGAAUGCCUACUGAUGACACAUUAAGCACGUUCACGAUGCCUGAUCCAUCUUCAUCUUCGAAACGUCCAUCCAACCGCCCUCCUAUGAAUGUAAGCCAUUCAUCGGCGCGUGUAAUGGAUAUAAAUACGAAUAGGAAGCCCCGUAUGCAUCGUGAGGCUAAUCUGGAAAAUGAUCAAGCUUCUCAAUCAGUGCCAAACGACCUAAAUCCUGCAUUUGAUGCUUUGAGGUUUUUAAGCAUGCCUCGAAAUCCCCGUGGAGGUUUGUCAAACCGAUCACGUCCAUAUUUUCCUUUGGAUCCUAGCCUGAAAAAUGUACAAAACUCAGAUGAGGAGGAGCUGACCGAGGAAUCUCGUUUGCUGGAUAACUCUAACGGGAAGUCAUAUCAAUACAAAGACAAAAACCAUGAUAAAGAUGUUAAUAACCCUCCGUCAAUGCCAAGCUCUCUUUGCUCCUCCCCGAACUUUCAAGCAAAGAAGCCUAAUGAAAGUGAUGAAGAAUUUCCCGAAGACAUUUCCAUGCCUGAGAGCCAUCCUGAAAGUAUAUCAAAACAAUCUAAAGAGAAAAUACGUAAAGAUAGCCAUGAUGGCGACGUAAGCGAGUUUGGUAUUUCCUCUCCGCCCUCGUUUGGUAAAUCCCCCAAAUCACCCUCAAGUCAUUAUGAACAAUAUGCAAAUAACCAAGUUAAUGAAGAGGCUCCAGAAGUUGUCGAAGGGCGCGACGAAUUAUUCUUACCCAUCUCUACGCAUCAUCUUCAUGAUCCCGAUUUCUCCGUUAUGGAUGAGUGGGCAGCGAAAAUGAAGGAAACGUUUGAUGAAUUUACCGAAGAUGAGUCUGAUCAUCGUAAGGAACGAAAUCGAAAGAUGAGCGAACCAUUGCUAGUCAACGGUCGAUAUCGUAUUCGCGAUCGAUGGGCUCAGUUACGAAAGUCUGAGGUUGACCGUCCUUAUAGAUUUACGUUCUUUACGGAAGAAUUACCUUCAACUGUUCAUUCUCAUGAGAUGUGGGAGCUUACGCAUGAUAAUCAAACAUUCGAGAGCCUUUUUCGAUCUGGUGGAACUUGGUGGUUGGAUGUCUCAUCUCCCAAGGAAGAAGAAAUACGCAUCCUUGCGAAGACAUUUGGUAUCCAUCCUUUGACAGUCGAAGAUAUUACUAUGGCGGAAGAUCGUGAAAAGGUAGAGCUUUUCCGAUCUUACUAUUUUGUAACAUUCCGAUCUUUUAAUCAGCUUCCUUCUGGUCCUGAGUAUUUGAAGCCAUUGAACUUUUAUCUCGUUGUAUUUCGCGAUGGAAUUCUUACUUUCCAUAUGAAUCCUACCCCACAUCCGGCAAAUGUACGCCGGAGAAUACGCCAGUUGAAUGGGUACCUGACUAUUAAUGCGGACUGGAUAGCGUAUGCUUUACUUGAUGAUACCACAGAUGCGUUUGCCCCCUUCAUUGAGAAAAUCGAGGACGAAGUAGAUACGAUUGAUGAAAUCAUCCUGGGUAUUCACCAUGAACACGUUUUAGAGGUAAAGCCACAGGAAAGCAUGUUGAAACGUGUAGGUGAAUGCAGAAAAUUAAUUAUGAGUUUGUUGAGACUUCUUGCUAAUAAAGCUGAUGUUGUUCGAGGUUUAUCCAAACGAUGCAAUGAAUCUUGGCAAGUGGCUCCGAGAGGAGAGAUUGCUCUUUAUCUUGGUGAUGUUCAAGAUCAUAUCGUGACAAUGGUUCAAAACUUGAAUCAUUAUGAAAAAAUUCUAUCGAGAAGUCAUUCCAACUACUUGGCUCAAAUCUCAAUAAAUAUGACAUUGGUGUCAAAUGAAACCAAUGAAGUUUUAUCCCGGUUGACAAUCUUAGGUACCAUUCUUAUUCCUUUGAACUUGGUGACAGGUCUUUGGGGCAUGAACGUACAGGUUCCGGGUCAAGAUGUACCCGGCCUUCAAUGGUUUUUUGGUAUUCUUGGAAGUCUUAUGCUAUUUGCAGUGUUUUCCGUACUUCUUUGUAAAUGGUAUCAAGUGAUCUAAUGACUUUUUUUGUUAUUUAUUUAUUGUUUUGGCUAUAAAAUGUGUUAGGCAAGUGUCCUAUAGUUAAUUAAGUUUUGAUAUUAGAAGACUUAUUUUGGUUUAUCCCCGGUUAUGCAAAGAGCGUACAUGAGUAUCCAAUGCGCGUCGUUCGCUAUGAUUAUUCCUGCAAUUCUUUAGGCCGGACUUUUGUGAGCUAUUCAGGAGAACGUCUUGUUGUGCAGUCAUUGUUUAUUAUGUAUAUAGCAAGCGUUUAACGCGUGCCUUGGUGUAAUAGAGUGUUUAUAAUUAAGGAUCUUAUUUGCGGUAACUAAUAGAAAUCAGAGAAAAAAAAAUAUAUAAAUAAAUACGAUUGUUGUUUGUUCUUAACCCGU